GGUCGGUGACAUGCUGUGCUGCCCUGUCACGUUCACCGUUCUGAGGCCGGUAUAUAAGAUGCCACGCUUAACCGUUAAAUCCAUCACUUCACUGCCGCCUCUUUAUCCCGGGACAAUAAGGCACUACAUGGAUUUCACCACAUUGUUAUCAAUUUCUUACUGGAAGCUGAAAUCAUGUCUGAAAAGACGGUUGUGACCCAGCCCGGCAGGCCCUACAUCAUGAACAGUAGAUCCGGCCAGUGGACCUCUGACAUCUGUGACUGCUUGGACGACCUGCCUCAAUGUUGUCUGGCCUUUUGGUGUUUACCCUGCUUCGAAUGUAAGACAGCACAUGAGGCCGGGGAGUGUGUAUGUCUACCUCUGCUGGAUGGUUUUGGAUUGAUCCCUCCUAUAGGCACCUCCCUCAGAGUGUCAAUACGUCAACGAUAUGUCAUUGAGGGUACCAUCUGCAAUGACUGCGUGUACGCCUGCUGCUGCGGGCCCUGCAGCUGGUGUCAAAUUGCACAAGAGAUCAAAACUCUAACAUGCUAACAUGCUAAACUGAAAAGGAAAACAUGGAAAACAUUAGCUGGUUAAAGUCAGCCUUGUGACAGCAUUGGCACUGAGCAUGUUGAUGUUAGCAUUUAGUUCAAAGUUCACUUAUAUUGUAGUUAUAUUGUAGAAUAUAUUGUAAUUUGCAGUUUAAGUUUUCAUAGUUAUAGCUACUGUAAAUGCAUUCAUAAUUCUUUAUUACACAUGCUUCGUAUUUGAAUUAUGUCAAAGUUUUGCAUGAUAUGUGAGUUUUCUUGAAGCGUGCAAUACAACUCUGUUUAAAGUUCA
Molecule: messenger RNA, 819 nt
Organism: Trematomus bernacchii (emerald rockcod)
Lineage: Eukaryota; Metazoa; Chordata; Actinopteri; Perciformes; Nototheniidae
Product: cornifelin homolog A-like
Source: RefSeq, a predicted model, not a curated record